AUGUCGCUUCCUACUGCAACAAAGGAAGUCACUUCAAGCCCCGGCAAGAAUGCCGUCACAAAUCCCACUGACAAGGUGGCUCUCGAGAAGGACGUUGACCGCAAGAUGCGUCUCUACGGUGUCAUCCAAGCGUUCAGAGCAGGCCGCAUGCCCGACAAUGCCCAAAUCGACCAGACCCUCCAGUACUUUAUCAAAAAGUCCCCCGUAGACGUCUCAAAGCUCAGUCCAGAAGGUCAGAAGCUCGUCGAGGACGUGCGUGCUAUUCUCGAGACGACACGACUCCAAUUCCAAGAAAAGAAUGCCGAUGAAGUCGCCCAACAAUUCAUCUACCACACCUCUUCUCAGCAAUUCCGCGACCGCGCGGUCAAGCACACCAAGACGGCCGUUCCCGACGACGCCGCCCUCCCGAACAAGGAUGACGCAAAGAGGGAUAGCGAACAGGCUGUCCAGCACUUGCGCACACUCGCUCAACUCUUGUUGACCAACUCGGAGGCCCGCAAGCUCGUCCAAGAUUUCACCCUCAUUGGCCGUGAUAUGUUCGCUCAAGGUGCCAGCCGCGCUGCAGAGCGUGCUCGCCCUGCUCCAGAGCGUAUGGCAAAGGUCGACGAUGCGGCCGCUAGCCCAACUGGAAUUAACGACGGUACUAUUCCUUCUCUUGAAGGAGACGUCGACAUCACCCGGGAUGGCUUCCGUGGUGCCUUCAAAAAGGGACUCGGAAAUGCAGAGGCCAAAGCGGCGGACAAGGCCGAAGUCACUCCACCAAGCCAACAAGUCGCUGCCAACGUCGACCAGGACGUCAACCUUCACCGCGAUGGAUUCCGAGAGACCACUAGCAAGUUGACCGAUGCUGCUUCGGCUGCAGCCACCGCAAAGAAGGAAGAGAUCAAAGCCGACCCCGGAAUCACAGAUCCUCGCGAAGAUUCGACUGUCACCAAGGAACAGUCCAAGAGAAAGGUCGGCGAUACCGUCGACAAGGUUUCUAGCAAGAUUCCAGAGAAGCACAAACAGCGUGCUCGCGACGAGGCACAGCGCGCAAAGGACUUUUUCAACGAAGAGUUCCCCAAGGAGCGCCGUGACCAAUUCGUCUGGCGCAUGAAGAAGGUGGUUGUUGAAUGCCAAUCGCAUCCUUCCUACCAAGAUGCCAUCUCAUGGCUUCUCUCGACUGUCGAAGCCUACUUCAAGCAAGCCAAGGGUGUUGGAGCAAACCAGACGAAGACGGCCACCGGUCUCUUCAGCAACGACCCCAUUCUCCAACAAGCCUGGCAAGAGCUCCGCGUUCUCUUGGAGCGCUUCGCUAACGGAAGGAGCCUUGAUCCCACUUUUGAUGCCGUGCAGAAGAUCUGGAACGACGCAAAGGAGGACGAGCAGUUCCGCGCAUGGUGGAGCCGUGUCGACAAGUUUGUUCGCAGGACCCUCAUGGAGCCAGGUUUCAUCCUCACUCCUCAAUUCAACACGCAGUCGCAGGAACUCUUCCACGACCAGGCUAAGGAAUUCUUCGACGAGCGCUACCGCGGCCACCGUCAGCUCCUCGUCGACAGCGGAAAGGACUGGGUUGAUGGAUGGACCGUCGAUCCUCUUAACCGCAAGUUGGCUGACCAGUGGGCCGGUCUUGUCAAGGAUCUCCUCAUGGGCGAAAACGGAAAGAUUGUCUGGAAAGCCGGCUUGUGGAGAGACAUUCGUCAAGUAAUCGUGCCAACGCUUGUCGAAAAGGUUGGCUACGUGCCAAUUCCUCGCAUCGAGUAUACCGACGACAAGAUGGAUCUCGUCAUCGAGAAUCUCACCUUACAAGGCCGUAAUCUCUUCCCCAACAUUGUCGAGAUUGCUGCUCAGACGCACAUGAAGAUGUCGCCCUAUUCUACCAUCAAGGACGAGUACCACCACACCCUCACGUUGACUCUCAGCCAGAUCCAGGCUGACAUGCGUGACGUCACCUUUUACUUCCACAAGAAGGCUGGAUUCCCGAAACUCCGUGACUCUGGUAUCGCCGACGUCUUCCUUGGUGGCCGUGGAAUCACUGCGACCGUUACGAUCGUUAACACCCAGUCGAGCGGCAAAGGUGGCUUCUUCCGCGUCAAAAACGUGCAUGCCAAGGUCGACUCGCUCAAGUUUAGCAUUCGCGACAGCCGCCACGACCUCCUCUACAAGACCUUCCGCCCUCUUGCCACUAGUCUCAUCAAGAGGCAAGUAGCCAAGGCCAUCGAGGAUGGUCUUCGUUCCGGAUUCGAAUGGGCCGAUCGCGAACUUGUCAAGGUUCGCUCGACCGUCACAGACGCCAAGCAAAGCGAUGGUUCCACUCUUGACGCUCUCAAGACGGCCUUUACCAACAAGACGGAUGGCUCGACGACUGCCGCUGGAAGCACAACUGCUGCUUCGAACCGCAGCCCCUCUCCGACUUCGACCAAGGCCAAGCGCAAUAGCACGUUUAAGAUUGUGCCCAAGCGCGAGUCGAUGCUCCUUCCAGACGUCGGUCAUGAACGUGGAUGGAUCCGUAAGCAGGGCGAAAAGGAAGAACUUGCUACUGAGGGUGAAGGAUGGAGGAGCGCUGCUUUCUCCAUUGUUCCUGAGAACGAAUCCACUACUCAUGCUACGCAUCCUCGCUCCACAACCGUUGUCUAA
Messenger RNA from Serendipita indica DSM 11827, 2616 nucleotides. The record is from the annotation of a GenBank genome assembly. NCBI's taxonomy places the organism in Eukaryota, Fungi, Basidiomycota, Agaricomycetes, Sebacinales, Serendipitaceae.